Messenger RNA from Plectropomus leopardus (leopard coralgrouper), 1207 nucleotides. Its product is annotated as cystatin-A-like. Gene Ontology annotation, cellular component: cytosol. Gene Ontology annotation, molecular function: cysteine-type endopeptidase inhibitor activity. The record is from RefSeq and is a predicted model, not a curated record. Lineage: Eukaryota; Metazoa; Chordata; Actinopteri; Perciformes; Serranidae.
GCUAGCGGGCGACACGUCCGAAGUAAGAAGUAACAACAUUGAACUUGGAUUUUGAAAAACCUACUAAAACUGAUGAAAAUGGAAAUACAGCAGUUUUUCUAGAUACUCUCCCCUCGACCGGAUGAUGAGGCGUCGCUGGUUGAAGAGGAAUACCGCUUUGGUGAAGGACCAAGUGCUGGCUCUCACAGGCAUGAAUUACGUGGUGUACACAGCAAUUCAAUACAGGUGUCAGACUGUGGCUGGACAAAACUUCCUCAUUAAGGUUGAUGUUGGAGAGGACUACAACCAUCUGAGUGUCCACCGUAUACUUCGGUGUGAUGGAGAUGAGGUUGUGCUGCGCGGUGUAGAGCAACACAGAGCCAAAGAUUACCCCCUCGUACCUUUUACAAACUAAACGUGCAACAUGUUUCUACAGUUAAAUACUUACAGCCUUCAGUCUCAUCUUAAAAUGCUCUGCUUCUUUAUUCUGCAAUGAUUUGUCAUCAAUUUUAAAAAUGUCAACACAGAGAUAAAGAUAUUUGGUGACGGGAAGCAGCAAGUUGAAUGCACUACCUUUUAAAGGAAUAAUAAAGAUUAAAGCAUGAAAAAAACAUCUUAAAAUAGAUGCCAUCUAGGCUGGAAGGAAUAAUUACAAACGAAUUAUUUCUUCUUUAUUCUGCAAUGACUUUACAUCGAUUUUAAAAAUAUUAACCCAGAAAGAGAAAGAUAUUUGGUGACAGGAAGCAUCAAGUUGAAUGCACUACCCUCGUGGUUCUUAUAUGCAGCAUUUGCUUUUCAUUUGCGAAGUCUGAUUUUCAAAAUAGCUGUUGUCUAGGCUGGAAAAAAUGGUUACAAAUGAAUGAAAAAACGUAAAGGAACUCCUUUAGUUUACAUCAACGUUUAUAUGGACAUUUUUAACUUUCUCAUGUUGUGAGUUGUGAUUAAACAAACCAGGAAACAUUUUCUGACUGUCAGCUACUUAACAGAUGUCCUGGAGGAAGAAAAUUCAUUUCAUACAUACCCUUGAGAUAACAAAACAAGUGUUCAACGUAAAGACUUCCCCAAUUCCAACAAGUUCUCUCAUUACAUGUGGAGUUUUUGAUCACAUGCAACAUAUUUGCUUAUUUGAAAGUUGUCAAAAUGAUCUGUGGACUAUGAGAAAAAGACUUUGUUGAGUCAGAAAUGUAAUAUAAAUGUUUUAAGAAGACUUGGACAUUGUUAUUUUGAA